Molecule: messenger RNA, 354 nt
Organism: Mesorhabditis belari
Lineage: Eukaryota; Metazoa; Nematoda; Chromadorea; Rhabditida; Rhabditidae
Source: the annotation of a GenBank genome assembly
AUGAACUUCGAAAGUUUUCCUCAAUUUCUUCUUUUGAUUUUCUCUGGUUUUUCCUUGAUUGUGGCUCAAUAUGGUGGAUAUAAUGGGAAGACGUAUCCAUCUUCUUCAAUUGGAUCGACAGGGAUGGGAAACAUGGGAAAUUCCAAUCAAUAUCCGAACUCCUUGUCAAGUAAAAACCAAUACACUGGAAAUCAAUACCCUCAGAACAGUUUGUCAUCAUCGUUGGGCAUGAGCAACAGCAAUCAACAACCGAGUUCUUCGAUCAGUCAAAGCACCAAUGAUUACGAUGGUUUACCUCCCGGUGUCAGCUAUGAUGUCUACUACAACUUCGGAGAGCAAGGAAUGUAUAGAAAA